UCCAAAGAUGAGGAAGAAGAAGCGGACGCGACGAAGUCAGGAAGUAGGUUUGUUACCGGGUACAGUGCAACUGAGAAUAUCCGUUGCUCAUAACGCCUGUUUUAACGUUAAGCAGCCGUUACUAUUGUGUCCAAUAUGGCUAAAAAUACAGUUUCCGACCGGUUUAGGAAAGUAGACGUAGAUGAAUACGACGAGAACAAGUUUGUGGACGAGGAAGACGGAGGAGAGAACCAGUGUGGACCCGACGAAUCAGAAGUGGACGGUCUGCUCAGACAGGGGAACAUGAAUGCAGCUCUCCAAGCCGUGCUGAAGAAUCCUCCAAUCAACUCCAAGAACCAGAACGUCAAGGACCGAGCAGAGACGCUGGUGGUCAAAGUGCUGAGCAGUUUUAAGAGCAGCGACAUUGAGAAAGCUGUGGGCUCAUUGGACAAAGCCGGAGUGGACCUGCUGAUGAAAUACAUUUACAGAGGCUUUGAGAAACCCUCUGACAACAGCAGCGCUGUGCUGCUGCUGUGGCAUGAAAAGGCUCUGGCAGUAGGAGGAGUGGGCUCUAUAGUCAGAGUCCUGACUGCCAGGAAGACCGUCUGAUCCUCUGAGACCUCACAGUAACCAACUGGAAACAGACGUCAGUCAACAAUCUGCCCAUAUACACCAGAGCCGAUCACAGGGACGUGUUUCUCCUUCUCUGGUUCUGGACAUGAUUCCUGUUUAUUUUUCUACUGGAGCUGAGUGUCUUCCUGCUGUUAUUUCCUCUUUUUUUUUUUUUUUUUUCUUCUUUGAGUUCACUUUUCACAUCUGUGGGAUUUAGGAGUGCUGGCUGUCAGGCAGGCAGGGAGGUGCUGGCACCUCAAACCCUGUCUGUGUUUGCCAACCACGCAGAGAGAACCGACACAUUUCAGAUGCUUCGCUCAGACAGACACAUUCUCUCCAGAAAAGCUCCACGCUUCUUUCAAACAGCUUCACGGCUGCUCUGAUUCCUCAGCCGGCUCACUCCAACAUCUCCCCCCUCCUCCUCCUCCUCCUCCUCCACUCUGGUUCUUUCCUUCCUGUUCUUCCUCUUCUCUGAAGCUUCUGACUCAUCCAAGUCGAUGAAAUGGAAAAGAUUGCUCUUGGAUGGACUGUCAUAGACUGGUGACCUGUCCAGGGUGUUUCCCUGCCUUUUGCCCAGUGCUUGCUGGGAUAGGAUAUAUUUUUGCCCAAAUAAUUAUAAUUUUCUGAACAUCUUUGUUCAUUGAGUGUUUUUUUCUACUUUCACCAGUACCACUCAUGUUUUUUCUUUUUAUAUCUGCAAUAAAAGACUAAAAGCUAA
This is a messenger RNA of Thunnus maccoyii (southern bluefin tuna), 1309 nucleotides long. RefSeq names its product actin-related protein 2/3 complex subunit 5-like. Gene Ontology annotation, biological process: Arp2/3 complex-mediated actin nucleation; regulation of actin filament polymerization; cell migration. Bases 136 to 588 code for a protein of 150 amino acids. Gene Ontology annotation, molecular function: actin filament binding. The transcript is spliced from 4 exons. Lineage: Eukaryota; Metazoa; Chordata; Actinopteri; Scombriformes; Scombridae. The record is from RefSeq and is a predicted model, not a curated record. Gene Ontology annotation, cellular component: actin cytoskeleton; cytoplasm; Arp2/3 protein complex.